UUGGAACCGCGGAAAUAUUGCAACGAUUGCAACCAUUGCAACGUUGGUGUCAGUUUAAUUUCGGCGUUUUAUAAGGAAGUGGUGUUGUGAUCGUUGUGAUGCAGUGGUUCAUUCGUGGCGUUUCAACUAAAUGAUCCAAACAACGGUUCCAUGAUGUUACGUUUCUUGGCUAUGUUAGAUUGUGAGAUCGUUUUUGUGUUUGUUUAAGCUUUUAACUGUAUAGUGAAGUCCUGAAUGUAUUUGUCUUUUGUGUUUGCGUUGAUGGGAUAAAUGCAGUACUGUUUUCUGUUACUGUAAUCCUUAAUGAGAAUCGAAGAUUGAGGACUAGUGUCGAGUAGUAAAGAUUAGAAAAUUAAAAAUGCAGGGAGCGAUAAAAAAUAUUUUUAGGAAAAUGACCAAUUUUGGAGGUGUUAAGACAGAUGAAACCCAGCCCAUCGAUUCAGGUUUUAACGAACAGAAAAUGAAUGAUAAUAGAAGUUCUGUGAUGAAAGAAACAUCUGGUGCCGAAUUUAACAGACUGAAUGUACAUUACUCUUCAACAACGAAACUCACUCCUGAUGACUCAAAAUGUCCGCGCCAAAAUGUAUCAACAUUUCUAAUAUUGUUACUUGUAAUCAUACUGUUUAUGGUUAUCCCUAUUGUAAAUCUGUUACAUUUCUUUCACCGUCUUAAUUCUCAGUGGCCAUCCAACGAAUUUAAUCGUGUUAUGACAGAUCAUAGCCAUUCUAACCCAAGGAAAGAAAUCAUGCAAGAAAGGGAAAAUACAGUGGUUUUCCACAACAUAAUGAGACAAGUUGUUGAAAAAGUGGCACAUAAUAACAGCGUUUCUUCCAGCCCUGUCAUUCGUCCACCAAAAAGUGCUUCUUUCAAACAGUGUGCAAAAGUUUCAGAUGAACUCAAAUUUGAUUGCUAUCCAGAAGAUGGGACAAAUGAAUCACGUUGCAAGGCAAGAGGAUGUUGUUGGGUUCCAAAAAAGAAGAAACUAUUGAAUAAAGAGCGCAAUCAAAACAACAGGACACAAAAUACUGCAUUUAAUGUCCCAUACUGCUUUUAUCCUCUGUCUUAUGGUGGUUAUAGAUUCAUCAACAUAACUGAAACACCUUCUGGUUCAGUUUCAUUUCUUCAAAGAACAUUCAAAUCGCCAUAUCCUGAUGAUGUAGAAGUGAUUAGGAUGGAUAUCAGAUAUGAAGCAGAACAGCGACUUCGUAUAAAGAUUGUGGAUCCACUCCACAGUCGGUUUGAGCCUCCAUAUCCGGAGGUUCCAGUAGUGGAACAUAAUUUACCCAACAUGGACUACAAGGUGCAGCUGGACAAGACCAAGACUGGAUUUAAAGUUACAAGAAGUAGUGACAACAUGGUUAUCUUUGAUGCUCAAGAUGUUGGAGCACUUAUUUUUGCUGACCAGUUCUUGCAAUUGUCAGCUCUUCUGCCCUCCAGCUAUGUAUAUGGCCUUGGGGAACACAGAUCUACACUGCUUCUCUCUGUCCAGUGGCAGAGAUUCACAAUGUUCAACCAUGAUCAUGGACCCGUAGAAAAUGCAAACCUUUAUGGCAGUCAUCCAUUUUAUCUGAUGAUGGAGAAAAGUGGGAAAAGCCAUGGUGUGUUUCUUCUCAAUAGCAAUGCUAUGGAGGUGAUCCUCCAGCCAGCACCAGCCAUAACGUUUCGAACACUGGGAGGGCUCCUAGACUUCUUCAUUUUCUUGGGUCCUAGUCCACAGAAUGUUAUCCAGCAAUACGAAGUAAUUGGAAGGCCAUAUAUGCCUCCUUACUGGGGCUUGGGAUUCCAUCUUUGCAGAUAUGGUUACAACAGUUUGAAUAACACAAAACAGGUUUGGAGCAGGACUCGAGAAGCAGGGAUUCCACUGGAUGUGCAAUGGAAUGACCUGGAUUACAUGAACGAAUCCAAUGACUUUACGUAUGACAAAGAGAAGUUCAAGAAUUUACCUGAAUUUGUGGAAGAAUUGCAUAAGUUAGGGAUGCAUUACAUUCCCCUGAUAGACCCAGGAGUUAGUGGAAGUGAAAAGCCAGGCACGUACCCACCAUAUGAUGAAGGGCUUCAAAUGGACAUAUUUGUAAAGAAUUCCACUGGACUGCCCUUUGUUGGAAAGGUAUGGAAUCGUGUCUCUACAGUGUGGCCAGACUUCACACAUCCUCACACUGUUGACUACUGGCUACGGCAGCUGAAGAGACUCCAUCAUGAAUUUCCAUUCGAUGGAGCAUGGAUUGAUAUGAAUGAACCAUCCAACUUUUGGUCAGGCAGUUCCACAGGCUGUCCAGAUAACAAUCUAGAGCAUCCGCCAUAUGUCCCAGCAGGAGUGGAUGGUGGUAAGCUGUUCUAUAGGACACUGUGCAUGUCAAGUACCCAGUAUGCGGGACACCAUUAUGAUGUGCAUAACCUCUACGGCUUCACUGAAGCAAUUGUUACAAGCUUUGCCUUGGCAGAAAUUAGAGAGAAACGCCCUUUUGUCAUCUCUCGUUCAACAUUUGCUGGUCAUGGUCAAUACGCUGGCCAUUGGAGUGGUGACAUAUCAUCAUCAUGGUACGACAUGAAGAAGACUAUUCCACAACUUCUGAACUUCAAUUUAUUUGGGAUCCCCCUAAUGGGUGCAGAUAUCUGUGGAUUCAAUGGGAACACAACACAAGCACUCUGUCAGUGUUGGAGUCAGCUGGGUGCCUUUUACCCAUUCUCCCGCAAUCAUAACACAGAUGAUGGCAUUCCACAAGAUCCAGUGGCGCUGGGGCCUGCAGUGGUACAGUCGGCCCGCAAAUCUUUGCUGGUACGGUAUUUGCUGCUACCAUACCUGUACACACUUUUCUGGAAAGCUCAUGCAGAUGGUGAUACUGUUGUGAGACCUUUGUUCUUUGAGUUCCCUUCAGAUGUUCACACUUACGACAUUGAUGAGCAAUUCCUUUGGGGUUCAGCCCUUAUGAUUGUUCCUGUUCUGGAAGAGGGUAAGACAGAUGUGUCAGCAUAUUUGCCCAAUGCCGUGUGGUAUGACUUCUACACCCUGGCUGUAGUACCGGCUAGUGGUGUACAGCACACUCUACCAGCGCCGCUAGAUACCAUUCCCAUACUGUUACGAGGUGGCAGUGUCAUUCCAACGCAGACCCCCAAUGUGACAACCACAGAAAGUCGAAAGAAUGACUUUGGGCUCCUGGUAACCCUGGAUGAGGACUGUCGUGCCACAGGCUCUUUGUACUGGGAUGAUGGUGAUUCACUCAAUACGUAUGCAGAUCGAGGGUACAACUUGCUGAACUUCACCUUGGCUGAGUCGCAGCUCACAGGAUCUGCUGUUUGGUGGGGAUAUAAUGAUAUGCCAGCUUUAGACAAGGUCACCAUUCUUGGAGUACAGAAGCCAGUGAAAUCUGUGUUUGUUAAUCAGGCUUCCAAACCCUUUUCAUACCACACCAUUAAUAAGUUCCUGAAGGUUGAAAACUUACAAAUUCAUCUCCACAGCACAUUCUCCAUCCACUGGAUAUGAAAACAAAUAGUUUAUUAAGCAGCAGUAUCAAAAUUACAGGCGUGGAUGACUAAGGUAGGACCACACACUAUAUGAGAUAAGUGAUGCUGUAAUGUUCAAUAUAUUCUGAAAUAUUUUGUAAAAUGACUAAGUGUGUAGAUACAUCUAACUCAUCGGUUGAUGAGGGAAAAGGUUCCUUUUAGUCUUUUAUCUGCCGCAUCAAUACAUUAUUCUCAGUGCUGUACGUACGUAAGUGCAGAUAUGUGUUGGUCCAACAUCCUUUUUUGUAUUCAGGUCUGUGAUUUUAAUUUGUUCAGAAUUGAUGUUUGUUACU
This is a messenger RNA of Cryptotermes secundus, 3794 nucleotides long. RefSeq names its product lysosomal alpha-glucosidase-like. The record is from RefSeq and is a predicted model, not a curated record. Gene Ontology annotation, biological process: carbohydrate metabolic process. NCBI's taxonomy places the organism in Eukaryota, Metazoa, Arthropoda, Insecta, Blattodea, Kalotermitidae. Gene Ontology annotation, molecular function: carbohydrate binding; alpha-1,4-glucosidase activity.